Molecule: messenger RNA, 2280 nt
Organism: Trichoderma atroviride IMI 206040
Lineage: Eukaryota; Fungi; Ascomycota; Sordariomycetes; Hypocreales; Hypocreaceae
Molecular function (GO): ATP binding; RNA helicase activity; nucleic acid binding
Source: RefSeq, a predicted model, not a curated record
AUGGCGCCGUCACAGAAGAGAUCAAUCGAGGACGAUUUCAUCCAUACCCUCUCGGAUAACGACGAAGAAGUAGCCCAGGAAGAACUGGUUGCUGCUCAGCCUCCCAAGAAGAAAGCAAAGACGAAUAAGAAGUCGGCCAAGAAGAAUAAGGAUGAAGAGCCCCAGCCUGAAGAAAACGAAGGCCAAUGGGGCCAGAAGGAGGAGAAUGAUGGUGCAAUGGAUUCCGAUUUUGAAUUCAUGCUAGACGAUGCUGGCCAAUUCGGCGAAGACGGGUUUGAGGGAUGGGGAUUCGAAAGCGCAAAGCAGGGAAUGGCCGUCGAGAAGGUCGGCGUUGAUCUGGAAGAGAUUAUAAGACGACGAAGGGAAAAGAAGAAGGGCGGCAAGGAGUCUGAGGCCGCGGAAGAGGGCGGUGAAGAGUCUGCGGAGAGUGCCAACAUCGACAUGGACGACGACGAAGACGGAGUGCUGGCAGAUGAUGCAUUCGGUAUGAAUGUUGACGAGGAUGCUGAAGAGUCUGAUGAGGACGUCGAAGCCAAGGGAUCUGACGAAGAAGAGGGCGACGAUGACGAUGAUGCAGCUUCAGAUAACGAUUCUGUAGCCACGCCAGUCAACCACCCCGACGAUAUGUCUGACGAUGACGACGAUGACGAAGAAGAUCUCGAAGAGAAAGCCAAGCGAGAUGCUUUCUUCGCCCCUGAAGAAAAGGAAAAGUCUGGAAAGAAAGUGGACGCCUCAUCCUUCCAAGUCAUGUCUUUGUCGAGGCCCAUUAUGCGUGGUAUCACUGCUGUUGGCUUCACCAAGCCAACGCCUAUUCAAGCCAAGACUAUUCCCAUCGCUCUCAUGGGCAAGGAUGUCGUCGGUGGCGCAGUUACGGGUUCCGGAAAGACAGCAGCCUUUGUGCUUCCUAUUCUGGAACGACUUCUCUAUCGACCCAAGAAGAUUCCUACCACGCGUGUUGUGAUUCUUACGCCCACUCGUGAGCUGGCAAUCCAGUGUCACGCCGUAGCCACAAAAUUAGCAGCACACACAGACAUCAAAUUCACUUUGGCUGUCGGUGGUCUCAGUCUCAAAGCUCAGGAGACAGAACUUCGUUUGAGGCCAGACGUCAUCAUUGCGACCCCGGGUCGAUUCAUUGAUCACAUGAGAAAUUCUGCUAGUUUCUCCGUUGACACCGUUGAGAUUCUCGUCCUUGAUGAGGCCGAUCGAAUGCUUGAAGACGGUUUCGCCGACGAACUCAACGAAAUUCUCACAACUUUGCCCAAGUCACGCCAAACGAUGCUCUUCUCCGCUACCAUGACUUCCACCGUCGACCGUCUUAUCAAGGUCGGUCUUAACAAGCCUGUGAGAGUCAUGGUCGAUUCUCAAAAGAAAACGGCCGGUACGUUGAUUCAGGAGUUUGUGAGACUUCGCCCGGGCCGCGAAGAGAAGCGUAUGGGUUAUCUGGCACACAUCUGCAAGAACUUUUACACCGAAAAAGUCAUCAUCUUCUUCCGCCAAAAGAAGGAUGCUCACAGGGCCCGAAUCAUCUUUGGUCUCCUGGGCUUCUCUUGUGCGGAGCUCCACGGUAGCAUGAACCAGACACAGCGUAUUGCCAGUGUCGAAAAUUUCCGAGACGGCAAGGUUUCCUACCUACUGGCAACAGACUUGGCCUCUCGUGGUCUGGAUAUCAAGGGCGUUGAUACCGUCAUCAACUACGAGGCUCCCCAGUCUGUAGAGAUUUACGUGCACAGAGUUGGUCGAACAGCCCGUGCUGGCCGUACCGGUAUAUCAGUGACUCUUGCCGCUGAGCCCGACCGCAAGGUCGUCAAGGCUGCUGUCAAGGCCGGCAAGGCUCAGGGAUCCAAGAUCAUAAGCCGCAUCAUCGAGGCAAAGGACGCGGACAAAUGGCAGGCUGAAAUCGACGAGAUGGACGACGAAAUCGAAGAGAUUGAAAAGGAGGAGAAGGAGGAGAGGCAGCUCGCCCAGGUCGAGAUGCAGAUCAAGAAGAGCGAGAACAUCAUCAAGCACGAGGAUGAGAUUAAAGCACGGCCAAAGCGGACAUGGUUCGAGACGCAGCAUGACAAGGACAACGCCAAGAAGGCCGGAAAGGAGGAACUCAACGGCCCACGCAGCGCGAAGAAGAAGGCCGGCUCAACCAAGCUGAGCAACAAGGACAAGAAGCGCGCCGAUCUGAAGAUGCAGCGCGCCGAAGGAAAGGAGUGGAAGAAGAGCAAGACGGACGCCAAAAACGCCGUGGGUAAGACUAACAAGAAGAAGGUUGCUCCCGUCAAGGGCAAGGCA